This is a messenger RNA of Psilocybe cubensis, 2328 nucleotides long. RefSeq lists its product as uncharacterized. Lineage: Eukaryota; Fungi; Basidiomycota; Agaricomycetes; Agaricales; Agrocybaceae. Gene Ontology annotation, cellular component: membrane; m-AAA complex. Gene Ontology annotation, biological process: mitochondrial protein processing; protein-containing complex assembly. The coding region runs from base 1 to 2328 and encodes 775 amino acids. The transcript is spliced from 3 exons. The record is from RefSeq and is a predicted model, not a curated record. Gene Ontology annotation, molecular function: ATP hydrolysis activity; zinc ion binding; ATP-dependent peptidase activity.
AUGCUUUCCCGCUCAGUCAAGGCAGCAGCGCUGCUCCGACCCAGACGAGUGCCCAUAGCUGCCAUUAGAAGUUUGGGCACACCUUCAAACAACCCGCGACCAACACAGAAGGAGAAGGAGAAGGAUGAGGAUAAGGACGUUGGGAAACAGACCGACAAGCCUGCCAAACCAGAAUUGCCCAAGGCCCUCGAGGGAUUUUUCCAGCAAUAUCAGCAAUCACAACGGAGACAGCAACAGUCCCAGGAAUCGUCAGAGGAGCCUAGUCCCGAAAGACCAAAAAAUCGCCGAAACAAGAACGAAACUCCUCCUCCGAAUAACGGGUUUUCCAACAAUCAGCUGGCAUGGGUUGUUGCCUCAGCUACGGCCUAUCUCGCCUGGUCUAACUCAGGCGCCUCUCAUUCUCGGGAAAUUACAUGGCAGGAGUUCAGAACUGCGUUUUUGGACAAAGGUCUUGUCGACAGUCUAACGGUUGUCAACAAGCAUCAAGUUCGGGUCAAACUACACUCAAAUGCUACAGGAACAAUGCAGCCUCAUCCAAGUGGAGAGUACUACUUUUCGAUAGGAAGUGUUGAGGCAUUUGAACGCAAACUUGACGAAGCUCAGGUGGAACUUGGGAUCCCUCCCUCGGAACGCAUUCCUGUCUCCUACCAGGACGAAAUCUCAUCCGUUGGCGCCCUACUAAACUUUGCACCAACACUCCUUCUCAUUGGUGUCCUUUAUUGGAUAUCUAGACGUGGUUCCGGAAGUUCUGGAGGUGGAAUCUUCAGCAUUGGGAAGAGUCGUGCCAAAAUGUUUAAUAAGGACAACGAAGUGAAGACUAAAUUUAAAGACGUUGCAGGCAUGGACGAAGCUAAGGAAGAAAUUAUGGAGUUCGUCAAGUUCUUGAAAGAGCCUUCGAAGUACGAAAAGCUUGGAGCAAAAAUUCCUCGUGGCGCUAUUCUUUCAGGUCCUCCAGGAACUGGUAAAACCCUGCUUGCUAAAGCAACUGCUGGUGAAGCAUCAGUCCCUUUCCUAUCCGUUUCAGGCUCCGAAUUCGUCGAGAUGUUUGUCGGAGUGGGUUCCUCCCGCGUUCGUGACUUGUUUGCAUCAGCGAAGAAGAAUGCCCCUUGCAUCAUAUUCAUAGAUGAAAUUGAUGCUAUCGGUAAAGCAAGAGGGAAGGGUGGCUCAUUAGGCGGCAAUGACGAGCGAGAGUCGACUCUUAAUCAGCUUCUCGUCGAAAUGGAUGGAUUUGGUACCAACGAGCACAUCGUCGUUCUAGCCGGUACCAAUAGACCCGACGUUCUAGAUCCUGCUCUUAUGCGCCCAGGUCGCUUUGACAGACAUAUUGCCAUUGACAGACCAGAUGUAUCAGGCAGGAAGGGCAUCUAUUUGGUUCACCUUGGUCCUCUCCGCCUCGAUGACACAAUCAAGGCUGACAUUGGUUCAUUUGCUCAAAAGCUAGCUGUCCUGACGCCUGGUUUCUCUGGUGCUGAUAUUGCUAAUGUUUGCAAUGAAGCCGCUCUUCAUGCUGCCCGCAGGGGAUCCGACUAUGUUGACCCUAUCGAUUUUGACACUGCCAUUGAGAGAGUUAUUGUGGGAUUAGAGAAGAAAAGCCGGGUUCUUAGUCCUGAAGAGAAAAAAACCGUAGCAUACCACGAAGCUGGUCAUGCAAUUUGUGGUUGGUUCUUGGAGCAUGCUGAUCCCCUUCUCAAAGUCAGCAUUAUCCCAAGAGGAGUAGGUGCUCUUGGUUAUGCUCAAUAUCUUCCUCCAGACCGAUAUCUUCUAUCGACACCUCAGAUGAUGGACCGCAUCUGUAUGACAUUAGGUGGCCGAGUUUCGGAAGAAAUCUUUUUUGGUGCAGAGAAUAUCACAACUGGCGCUCAAGACGAUCUUCAGAAAAUCACUCGGAUGGCCUUCGAAGCCUGUGCAAACUAUGGCAUGAACACUGUCAUUGGGCCCGUCAGUUAUGGAGGCGAUCGUGCUGCCAAGGAAAGCUGGACGAAGCCCUUUAGCGAGAAAACUGCUGAAAUGCUCGACUUCGAGGUUCGUAAAAUGAUCACAGAAGCUUAUGAGAGAACACGAAACCUAUUAACGGAGCAUCGCGGUGAUGUGGAGAAAGUGGCUAAGCUUCUCCUUGAGAAGGAGGUAAUCACUCGUGAGGAUAUGAUUGACAUGCUCGGCAAACGACCUUUCGCCGGCCGAUCCGAUGACAUGGACAAAUGGCUAGACGAGAACCGAGGAAAGGUCGCGCCUCCUCCUCUGGAAUCCCCACCACCCAGUGAAGUUGACGAUCCUAUGCCUUCACCGGCACCCAUUUUCAAAGGUCUGGACGAUAAAUCAAUGCUCUAG